UCAAGGGGGAGGAGGCAGCGGAGGCGGAGGAGAUUAAAUUCUAGUCAUCAAUAUACCCCAUUCAUUGUCUAGACGUUUAUCCUCGGAAGAAAAAACUAUAGAAGCUGUAAGUUGUAAGUGUGAUGAAAGAAACGACACAUUUUUUUCUUUUGUUCACCGCCAGAGCUGUGGAUGAAGGUGGAAGGUGUUGGUGGCAAUCCAUCCAACUACAGGCUCGCCUGUAAAGAUUUAGAAGAAACGAUGAGCUAAGAAACUCGUCUUCUAUUAGGGUUCGUGCGUGCGCGAGCGAGGGAUAGUCGACUGGCAGUUGGAUCCAGGUGAGUGGCACCCGACAUUUUUUGUUUCCUGUUUGGUAGCAGCUGGUAUUUAUGCGGCAUGUUCCGGUUGCGACACCUGCCCCUGGCCGCCGCCGCCGCCUCCUUCUUCAGGCCUGCUGCCCCUGCUCGGUCCUCUUUGCAGGCGAAAAAGAGGAAGCCUCCCGCGUUUGCCUUUGCGCGCACGGUCGCCAGAGCUGCAGGGCCAGAUGCUAUGGCCGAUAAGCACAGCGCUAGCAGUGCCACUGCGGCUGGCUCGGGAGACAAGCACAAGCAUUCCAAUCGCCUCCUCCAUGAAAACAGCCCGUAUCUUCUCCAGCAUGCACACAAUCCAGUGGAUUGGUAUCCAUGGGGAGAAGAAGCGUUUGCCAAGGCCAAGGCAGAAGACAAGCCGAUUUUCCUAUCAGUCGGAUACAGCACUUGUCACUGGUGUCAUGUAAUGGAAGUGGAAUCGUUCGAGAGCGAAGAGGUCGCCAAAUUGCUCAAUGACUGGUUUGUGAGCAUCAAAGUCGACCGGGAAGAGAGGCCCGACGUUGAUAAGGUCUACAUGACAUUCGUCCAAGCUUCACAAGGUGGAGGAGGCUGGCCUAUGAGCGUCUUUCUUACGCCGGAGCUCAAGCCCAUCGUGGGAGGAACGUACUUCCCUCCCGAGGAUAAUUACGGUCGUCCAGGAUUUAAGACAGUUUUAAGGCGAGUGAAGGAGAACUGGGACUCGAGGAAAGCCGUGCUUCGAAACGCUGGGGACAAUGUCAUUCAGCAGCUUGCAGAGGCAAUGGCCGCGUGUGCAACGUCUCUUCAAGUUUCAGGUGGUGUGGCGGAGCAAGCUGUCCAGCUCUGUGCGAGUCAGCUCAUGAAAGGUUUUGAUGCCAAGCUCGGCGGGUUUGGUAGUGCACCAAAGUUUCCCAGGCCGGUGGAGCUGAACUUGAUGCUUCGGUAUUAUAAGCGUCUGGAUCAAGCUGGCAAAGCAAGCCUCUCCAAAAAGGCUUUGGAAAUGGCAAGUUUUAAUCUUCAAUGCAUGGCGCGGGGAGGAAUGCACGAUCAUGUUGGAGGAGGAUUCCACAGAUAUAGCGUUGAUGAUUACUGGCAUGUCCCACAUUUCGAAAAGAUGCUCUAUGACCAGGCUCAGCUUGCAAAUGCCUACCUUGACGUCUACCUCGUCACGAGAGAUACGAUGCAUGCCUGCGUUGCAAGAGAUAUCUUGGACUACUUGAACCGGGACAUGACACACCCUGAGGGUGGCAUAUUUUCUGCUGAAGAUGCGGACAGUCUAGAACCAAGCGGAUCCUCAAAGAAGAAAGAAGGCGCAUUCUACGUCUGGACUGCCAAAGAAAUCGAAGACGUUCUUGGGAAGGAUCGCGCUCAGAUUUUCGCGGCUCAUUACUACGUGAGAAUUAUCCAGAUAGAUCCGGAGCUGCCUAGCGACGUAGACUUUUGGCAAGCCAAGAAUCCGAUGCUCCUGGCCAUGGCACAGGGAAAAGCCCCGGAGAGCAAAGCAGUAGCCUUUGUUUGCCAGGAUUUCAAGUGCUAUGCUCCAGUCUCAGACGCGGCUGCACUGGAGCGGCUCCUGAACAAGAACAAGAGCAAGGUGGCAGCCGUUUAG
Molecule: messenger RNA, 1914 nt
Organism: Selaginella moellendorffii
Lineage: Eukaryota; Viridiplantae; Streptophyta; Lycopodiopsida; Selaginellales; Selaginellaceae
Product: spermatogenesis-associated protein 20
Exons: 10
Coding region: 376-1914 (512 amino acids)
Biological process (GO): carbohydrate metabolic process
Cellular component (GO): chloroplast
Source: RefSeq, a predicted model, not a curated record